Molecule: messenger RNA, 1278 nt
Organism: Capronia epimyces CBS 606.96
Lineage: Eukaryota; Fungi; Ascomycota; Eurotiomycetes; Chaetothyriales; Herpotrichiellaceae
Product: phosphoribosylamine-glycine ligase
Exons: 4
Coding region: 1-1278 (425 amino acids)
Biological process (GO): purine nucleobase biosynthetic process
Molecular function (GO): ATP binding; phosphoribosylamine-glycine ligase activity; metal ion binding
Source: RefSeq, a predicted model, not a curated record
AUGGUGGCUGAUCUGCGUGUUCUUGUCGUCGGCAAAGGUGGGAGAGAACAUGCGCUCGCCUGGAAACUAAACCAGUCCCCUCUCGUCAACCACGUCUAUGUGCUACCUGGGAACGGCGGUACGGCGCUUGAGCAUAUGAAUAUUUCUAAUAUCGACAUCCCCCUCGAUCAAUAUGAAACCAUGGUGGAGGUGGCCAUUCAGCUCAAAAUUGGAUUGGUAGUCAUCGGGCCUGACUCGGCUGUCGUGGAUGGACUCGAAGAGAACUUCCGACUUGCAAAGAUACCAUGCUUCGCACCCAGCAAGGAGGCUGCCGAGAUCGAGGGUUCGAAAGCCUACGCGAAGGAUUUCAUGUCCCGCUAUCGCAUCCCUACCGCCGAGUAUAGGACAUUCACAAACUUCGAGGAAGCUAGCGCCUACAUCAACUCGGUCCAGCAUGAAGUGGUCAUCAAAGCAGACGGGCUGGCAGCCGGCAAAGGUGUUGUAAUCCCAGCAACAAAAGUCGAGGCCAUAACUGCAUUGGAAGAUAUCAUGGUGAAUCAUCAUUUCGGCGAUGCAGGGAGCUCUGUGGUCAUAGAAGAAUAUCUGCAUGGCCAAGAACUCAGUGUGUCGACGUUAUCUGAUGGAAAGACGGCCGUGACUCUAUCUACCGGCCAGGACCACAAGCGCAUCCGGGACGGAGAUCAGGGCCCAAACACCGGAGGAAUGGGGGUAUACGCCCCUGUACCAGCCGCGACAGUGUCAGUCAUGCAAAGAAUAGAAAGCGAAAUCCUCCAACCGACUUUCAAAGGGCUGCGACAAGAAGGCCGAGAAUUCAAAGGUCUUCUCUUUACUGGCAUCAUGUUGACGGACUCUGGUCCCAAAGUCCUGGAAUACAAUGCCCGCUUUGGAGACCCGGAGACACAGUCGAUCAUUCCUCUGCUCAAAGCCGAGCUGGACCUCGCCAUGGUCUUGCUGGCAUGCACCGAAGGAAGAUUACAUGAGAUGGAAAUCAAGCUGUCUAGCAGAUUUGCCUGUAAUGUCGUGGUGGCUGCUGGCGGCUAUCCCGAGGGAUAUCGGGCCGGGGACGUUGUUGAAAUGGAACCACUUCCCAAGUGCUGCCUCCUCUUUCACUCCGGUACCAAACUGGAUGAGAAGCGCAUCGUCACUGCAGGUGGACGAGUGUUCACAGUGGUUGGCCUGGGCGACACUCUCCCAGAAGCUGUGAGCAAUGCAUAUCGCGGUGUUCGAUCAAUCAAAUUCUCCGACAUGUUCUACAGGAAUGACAUUGCUUAUCGGUGA